This is a messenger RNA of Megachile rotundata (alfalfa leafcutting bee), 348 nucleotides long. Its product is annotated as TPPP family protein CG45057-like. Lineage: Eukaryota; Metazoa; Arthropoda; Insecta; Hymenoptera; Megachilidae. The record is from RefSeq and is a predicted model, not a curated record.
AUGGAAGAUUUUGUCGUGAAACAAAAAGAACCUGAGGUUUCGUUUGAAGAGAUAUUCAAAACAUACUGUGAGAUGGAUCCAGUUUCUUCUAGUCGAAACUUAGAACUUAUACCAUUAUCGCAAAGCGACAGAUGGUUAAUAUCAGCACGUAUACUUGACAUGAUUACAAUUACCACAACGGAUACAGGACUUGCGUAUUUUAAAUUUCGAAAAAGAGCACUCUCAUAUGAGGAAUAUUUAAUAUACUUAAAUGAUUUAGCAGAAACUCAUAAUCUGAAUUUAGAAACAAUGAAGCUUAAGAUGAAAAUGUGCGGGAAGCCAAAACAGACAGCAUCUGCGAUCUUGUGA